AUGGAAGAAGUAUCUCCAAAUUCGAUGACCACCACAAAUGCUUCCUACUACCUUCCGCAUCAUUGUAUCGUACGUCCAGAUAGCCUCACCACCAAACUCCGCGUAGUGUUCGACGCGUCAUGUGCAACCGACACUGGAACCUCACUGAACGACGUUUUGAUGGUGGGACCGGUAGUGCAACAGGACCGUGUCAGCAUUACCAUGCGUUUUCGGGUACCACGAUAUGCCAUUAUUUCGGAUAUCGAAAAAAUGUACCGUCAAAUUUGGGUACACCACCUUGACUGUCCUCUCCAGAGAAUUUUGUGGAUAGACAAACCAGGCGAUCCGAUUAGGGUCUUUCAGCUGAAAACAGUCACCUAUGGAACUUCGGCUGCACCCUAUCUUGCCACAAAAUGUCUUCAAGAACUCGCAAAGCAGAGUAAAUCGUCUCAUCCAGCAGCUACAAGUGUUCUGGCAAACGACUUCUACAUGGAUGGCAUGAUAAGCGGGGUCGACGGUGUGUUAGAAGGAAAGGUUCUAUGCAGCCAGCUCCUACAGCUCCUUGAAUCAGCUGGCUUCAGUCUGCGUAAAUGGUCGUCGAACUCAUCGGAAAUUCUCGAAUCCAUUCCGGCACAUCUUCGAGACGAACGCUUGGUAUUCGACCUUGAUUCAAUGUCUUCAGUCAAAACGCUGGGACUCAAGUGGAUCCCCGCAUCAGACGAACUGGGGUUCCACGUACCUAAAUGGAAUAAUGAGGAGGUCAUCACGAAACGUAUCGCCCUAUCAGACUCCGCCCGUCUCUACGAUCCUCUUGGCCUAGUAGGGCCCGUCAUCGUACUCGCUAAGUGUUUCAUGCAGGAACUCUGGGCAAUCCAGAAAACCUGGGACGAACCAUUGGAGGAAGAAAUCCAACUGCGCUGGUUGCAAUUCCGAAAGGAACUAGCUGCAAUCGAAUCAAUCGUUGUUCCCCGUUGGGUGAUCUCAAUGCAACAACCAAUUAUCAUCGAGGCACACGGUUUUAGCGAUGCAUCCCAACGAGCAUACGGAGCUUGCAUCUAUCUUCGUGUAGUGUCAUCUAAUGCAGAUAUAUCGGUCCAUCUUCUCACCUCGAAGUCUAAAGUCGCUCCGCUUGGGAACAGCAAAAAUCAAAAAAAGAUUAGUCUUCCACGUCUGGAACUAUCCGGUGCACUGCUUCUCAGUCAUCUCUUCCAAAAGGUCCGACACAGCUUGAAACUGGACCUCAAAUGUUUCUACUGGGUAGAUUCCACCAUAGUUCUACAUUGGUUGGCUUGGACACCUUCACGAUGGAAGACAUUUGUAGCAAACAGGGUUUCCGAAAUCCAGCAUAUCAGCGCCGGUGGUAAUUGGGGACACGUGUCUGGACUGGAAAACCCUGCGGACAUCAUAUCACGUGGAAUGUUGCCAACACAACUGAAGGAGAUGGAUAUCUGGUGGCAAGGUCCCACUUGGCUUAGACAACCUUCCCGAUUCUGGCCAUCCCACAUCCGUACGGCUGACGAUGAGUUUUCCUCCGAAGAUCUAGAAGAACAAUCGACAACUCUUCCUGUUCAAUGUCAACCUGCAAAUCCUAUCUUCAGCCUCCGAUCAUCAUUCUCAUCGCUCGUUCGUCUGGUGGCCUACGUACGCCGGUUCAGCCACAAUUGCAGGCCUGCUAAUCGCCAGAAGCAACUCUCCGGAUUCCUCCGUACUACGGAGCUCAACGAAGCUACACAUACUCUGGUUCGAAUUGCUCAAGCCGAAUCGUUUCCGAACGAUAUACAAGCCAUUCGUUCUGAUGGACAAAUCAAACCGAACUCGAAGUUGAAAUCUCUCUCUCCGAUCAUCAUCGAUGGCAUUCUGCGCAUUGGUGGCCGGCUUCGAAACGCGCCUGUUUCCGAAGACCGAAAGCACCCGUGCAUUUUGGCCACCCACCAUCCUCUUACAGAACUGAUUAUGAUAUCAUAUCACGAGAAGCUGCUUCAUGCUGGACCACAGCUGAUCAUCGCUACUAUAUGUGAAAAAUUCUGGCCACUGCGAGUACGCAACCUGGCGCGGAAAGUAGUACACGGUUGCCUCAAGUGCUUUCGCUGCAAACCUUCUGCUCUCGAACAAAUCAUGGGAGAUUUACCUGUUGAACGUGUCACUCCGACAUUUCCGUUCUUCAACACUGGUGUUGAUCUCUGCGGGCCACUAUUCUAUCGACACGCUCCAAGAAAAUCCUCUCCGGUCAAAUGCUACGUGGCAAUAUUUGUGUGCCUUGCAACGAAAGCGGUUCACAUCGAACUUGUAGCAGAUCUUUCGACGAAUGCGUUCAUCAUGGCUCUGAAACGCUUCGUAGCACGGCGUGGUAGGCCAUCCGUCAUCGAAUGUGACAAUGCGAAAAACUUUCUCGGCACCUCUCGAACGCUAGCGCAACUACGCGACCAAUUUCGUUCUCAGCAGCACAAGCACUCCGUCACCACUUACUGUAGUGAAGAAGGGAUCUACUUCAAGUUCAUUCCCCCACGGUCGCCCAAUUUUGGCGGACUUUGGGAAGCCGCGGUCAGAUCAUUCAAGAGGCAUCUCAAGGCAACGAUCGGAUUAACAAUUCUUCUCAAGGAUGACCUCGAAACGAUCCUGACGCAGAUUGAGAGCUGUCUAAAUUCCCGUCCGCUGACUCAGUUGACAUCCGAUCCAGAGGACUUGGAAAUUCUAACUCCAGGUCACUUUCUUAUACAUCGUCCGCUGGUCUCUAUCCCGGAACCGUCAUAUGAAGAAUUGCCUAAAAAUCGUCUGGACCGUUACCAGCAAACUCAAGAAUUCGUUCGACGCAUCUGCAAGCGUUGGAGCAUGGACUACCUGUCCGGACUGCACCCCCGCACCAAAUGGACCCGCCUACGGGAAAAUAUCAGCAUCGGGACGAUGGUGCUGUUAAAGGACGAAAAUCUUCCUCCGCUCAAGUGGCGCUUGGGCCGCGUGACGCAGAUCAUCCGUGGUGACGAUGGGAACGUUCGGGUAGUCUCUGUCCGAACCCAGGAUGGCGAAUAUCGACGCGCAAUUACGAGGUUUGCGCGCUUCCUGUGCAGCAACCAGCACCUGCUGCAUCCAACGACAUUCUCUCCGGCAUGUAACAAGCAAGCCAAGUGCUGCGGCGCUUUUAUGUUGUUAAAUGUUCUAACUGAUAAGAUAAAUUAA
Molecule: messenger RNA, 3153 nt
Organism: Toxorhynchites rutilus septentrionalis
Lineage: Eukaryota; Metazoa; Arthropoda; Insecta; Diptera; Culicidae
Exons: 1
Coding region: 1-3153 (1050 amino acids)
Biological process (GO): DNA integration
Molecular function (GO): nucleic acid binding
Source: RefSeq, a predicted model, not a curated record